AUCGGUUUGAACGCUGGACUUGAACAACCUUGUCUUUGCUCCGCGCCUUCGUUGACACGGGAAACUCCAUGUUAUGACGAGAUCAGGACCGCCUGUCGUGACACCCCCAUUAUCAACAUUGAAGCAGAAAAAGAGGAAAUUUUUUCAUGAGCACGGCAAGGAUUCUUUGGAGCUAGCGGUGUCAAUCGGAAAGAUACAGGAGGACAAAGCGUUGCUUAAGGCUGAGAGACAUCAUCAACCGCAGGCUGGUCACCCCCGAUCCGAGCGUAAACAUCAAAAAAGCAGGACAAAAAAGAAAUUGGAAGAGGUAAAAGCUACCAUUGCGAGCCAGCGGGCUCGGCUGAAAAGGGAGAAAAUAAAAAUGCGUAAAGAGCACCCGGGGCCCGCGGUCCAUCAAAAGUCAAGCCCGUCAAGUAACGCACAGGAUCGUGCGCCUCGCAAGAGGGUGUCCUUUGUGUAGGCUUUGACGUAUAUUUUACAUUUGUCUCGAUCAGUCAAUUGUGGUAGCAACAUCAGCCCGGGGUGUCUCGCCGCUCCUU
Molecule: messenger RNA, 539 nt
Organism: Suillus bovinus
Lineage: Eukaryota; Fungi; Basidiomycota; Agaricomycetes; Boletales; Suillaceae
Exons: 4
Coding region: 74-460 (128 amino acids)
Source: RefSeq, a predicted model, not a curated record